Messenger RNA from Physella acuta, 4204 nucleotides. Its product is annotated as solute carrier family 35 member F6. Lineage: Eukaryota; Metazoa; Mollusca; Gastropoda; Physidae. The record is from RefSeq and is a predicted model, not a curated record. Gene Ontology annotation, cellular component: intracellular membrane-bounded organelle; membrane.
UCUCAAGCAGACAUAGAUCUAGCUUGAGAAAAAUAUUUUGCUGUUGCUUGUUGAAAAUGCCUUCAAUAAAUGCGAUCAUAACUGGACUUGCUUUUUUAUUUUUUGGACUACUGCUUGUAUUAUGUGAUAGAUGGCCCACUAAAAUAACUGUCCAAGGAUCAAAGACCAGCAAGGCUCAUCAGUUUGAUCAUCUUUUCCUCCUGUGGUUUUUCAAACAGACUGUGCAGUUUUUACUUUUACCUUUAUGGUUCCUAAUAGACAGAAACAUACUUGGCUUUGGCAGAUUCAAACAUGGUGAAGUACAACCACGAGGAAGAAAAAAUAUUCCUCUGGUGGAUGUUAAUAAUCUUCCCAAUCAAGGUGGAGCUGAUGAGUUACCCAAUGCCCAAAAUCAAAUCAUUAAUGAAGAAGCUGAUGGAGCUGGUGAUCAAGUGGAAGACAAUCACGACAUCCCUCUCCUCCCCAAAAGAAAUAGAAGAAUUCAGAAACCAUCAGCUCUUUUGUAUUUUCCUGCUGCGUUUUUCGCCCAAGCCGGGGUUUUACUCCUUUACUUUGGGGUCAAAUUAACAUACGAAUCAAGUUACAUUAUGCUUAAAGGCACUGCUGCUUUUUUUACUGCUCUUUUAUCCAUGGCAUUUCUGGCCCAACAACUUGCCUGUUAUGUGUGGUUUGGUGUCAUUGUGGCCACAAUGGGUUUUGCUGUAUCUGGCAUAUCUGACUAUGUUCAUAAUGUUCCUGAUGGCUAUGAGAAAUAUGGAAUUGCUGCAGGGGACCUACUUAUUGUUAUGUCACAGAUCAUGUUUGCAACACAGAUAAUCUAUGAAGAGAAGUUUAUUCGUAAAUAUUCCAUUCAUCCCAUGUGCUUUUUGGGAGCUGAAGGGGUAUAUGGAUUCUUUUUUUCCGGAAUAUUUCUGAUUUUGUUCAAUGUGUUGGAUUUGGUACAGUACAGCACUCUGCCCAAUGGAAAACUGGAGGAUGUUGCUGAUGCUAUGUACCAACUGGGCAAUUCUUGGGAAUGUGCUCUGUCAUUUCUAGGCUCCAUCAUUUUUUACAUAUUUUACACCUACCUGGGAAUGUUUCUAAUCCGCGACCAAGGAGCCCUACCUAGGAUUAUGGUAGAAACAUUGCUCUGGACUGUUUACUGGGCCAUCGCCCUUGCUGUUAAAUGGGAUGGAUUUUUCAUUGCUCAGGUACCUGGUUUAUGUGUUAUCCCUAUUGGAGUCUUGAUCUACUCUCAUAUUUUGGUCAUCCCAUUUGGAUCUUGUGGAGAGAAACCUGACGUACAAGUGCCUGAUAUUUACGCUGCCUUGGAUGCAAAUGUCAACAAUGGUGAAGAUAAUCCCAAUCAGAACGAGCAGGAUGGUAACGGUCAUAUUGUAAAUGAAAUUGAGGAACAGAGAGAGGACCAUGAUGCACCUUUAAUGGUAGAUGUUCAUCAGAAUGGAGAGGAUGAUGAGAAUCAGAACGACGAUCAACUCCUUCUGCCAUAAACUAUGAGAGGUUUUUUUUACCUAAGAUUUCAUGCUAUAACUUAGCUUUUAUAUUCCUUAUAGCAUAAUUUAACUUGCAUAAAUUAUUUAGUUAAGAAACUCAUACUUUUUUUUAAUUUAUAACUUAAUUAUUUAAUUUUAAAAAUCUUUGAGCGUACAUUCCAAAUCUAAUUAUCUCAGUCUGCACUACAUAAUAUUAUAUUUUUUGUUUUUUUUUAAAGUAAUCAUUCCAUGGCUGCAUUUAUUUUUGGCUAUCAGCUUGCCACAAACUCUUUAACUCAUAGCUUGUUUACUCUAAUUUUGUCUCUCUUUGUAAUUUUUUUUUUAAAUUUCCUAAAUUAAUAUUAAUUUAUAAUAUUAAUUUAUAAUAUUAAUUUAUAAUAAUAAUUUAUAAUAUUAAUUUAUAAUAUUAAUUUAUAAUAUUAAGUGGUGUAAUGAAGUGAAAGUCAAAGGCACAAGAAGCACAAUAAGAGAAAAAUUUGAAACAGUUUCAUCAUUAUACGGAUUAUUAGGUAAAAGAAUUAUUACACAACCACCACUGCAUGUGAAUAGUAGAUGUUCUUGACAUUAAUUAGGGAAGAAACAGACAGAGACAUCCUAUAACAAUGUUGUAUAUUUUUUCUGUACUUGGCCUGAUUUCAGUGAUUUUAUUAUUAUAGCGUCUUAUGUCACCCUACUCAGUUUCUCAUAAUUCCUCAAUCCGUGCCUUACAGUUUUUAUGUCCAUUACCCUGUGUAUAUUUUUCCUGCUUACUUAGAUGAAAGAUACAUUAAAAAAACAUUUCAAACAUGUUUUUGUGCUAAUACUAGAAUUCUUCCUGUGCCUUACAGUUUUUAUGUCCAUUACCCUGUGUAUAUUUUCCCUGCUUACUUAGAUGAAAGAUACAUUAGAAAAACAUUUCAAGCAUUUUUGUGCUAAUACUGGAAUUUUGAGAAAGUAACAUUAACUGAAACUUUAAUCAAAGAUUUCUAUUCAACCUAAAUACAUACAUUGUGAGUUCAAUGUAAAUAUAAAGCCUCUAAAAUAUCUAAACCUACACAGAAGAUAAAUACAUAUAUUCAAUAGUUUGUAUUACACAACCCUUAUAUACAUUAGAAAAAUGAUAAAUGAUUUUGUUAACUUCCAAUAAAUUAUUUCCCAUGGUUAAAGAAAACCUGUUAUAUUUAAACCUGUGAGAAAUAAUAUUGCCAUCACCUAUUGAUUUCCAUUUUUUUUUUCUUUAUUUUUUACAAAGAUAUUUAUGCUUUAAGAAUGUUGCACAUAUUAUCUCACUUCUUUGAAUGCACAACUUUUUAUAAGUUGAAGUAUUGUUUUACAAAAUUCAUGAAAAUUUGUGUUUAUGUUUUAAAAAUAAUGUUUUUUUUUCUUCAUCUGUUGAUUUCUCAAACAAACAAACCUAUUGUAACUUUUUAUAAUUUUACAUAAUCUAGAUCUAGUAUACAUUUUUUUUAAAAACAGAAUUUUAUUUUGAUUUAUUUUUUCAAUCAUUUUAUUAUUGUUACACUAGUCAAAAUCUUUUACAAUAUAUUAUUCAAAACGCUUGAUUCUUAAACCAAAUUAAAGCUUGUUCCUACACAGUGUAAAUACUUGUAUAGGUACUAUAGUUUUAAUGUGGUUGUUAAUUUUAUGAAACACUUUACACAGAGGGAGCCACACAAAAUAAAAUGUUAUUGUAUUUAUAUGAUCUGUAUAAAAUCAUAAAGAAAUGUAUUUUUUAAAAAAUAAAAUAACCCUACUUGUAACUGGAAACAAUUAUUGAUAAACUCAAGUUGGGUUUUGUUUAAAGUUACAGGUAUAUACACACAAUUAUUGAAGACUUGUGUUUAGUUUUCAAGUAUAUAUUUUUUAAUCAAUAGUUACUGCCAGUGUUAGAGAAAUGUUUAAUGUGGAGCAUAAUUCAUCCAGUCAUUGAUUAUUUAAUUAGCUUCGCUCUAAUGAAAUGUGUAGUGAUUUAUUGAUUAAUUAAUAAAUAACCUGCUAAAGAUAAAUACUUUAUAUUUUAUCUAAUUUACUAAUUGCUAAAUUCAAUUUUAAUUUUAUUACUUUGAUUUAACUAAAAAAAAGUUAUCACUGUAGGCUAUGUGUAAUCAAUUCCAAAUUAUAUUCAGGAUUUAGUGAGUGUUAGGUUCUCUCAGAAUUUCUGGUAUCAUAGCUAACUUGUACCAUGGAAGGUAAAAAUUGAUUGGAUGUUAUUUUGGUUACUUAAACCAGUAAUAAUGUGGUCACAGAUUUAGAUACCAGAAGUUUACAUAAACAAUUUAGAGAAAUCCAUUUUCCCUUCACUCCAUCCACAUAUUUGAAAGAAAUCCCUAAGAAAUUUGUUUGCACCAUUUUAGUCUAGAAACCACCAAAUACAUGUGUUUUAGUCAUCUAAAAAGAAUUGGCUAUAAACCUAAAUAGUUUAAUGUAAAAAAAAAAAAGAAAAAUUGUAAUCACAUAACUUCCAUAAUGAAAUCAUUAUAGGGGAUUGUAUUGUUCCUCGUUAGAUCCCAGCAAUGUUCUAGACCAGGGGUCUCCAAACUACAGCCAGCUGUCCGGAUGCGGCCCGCGAUGUCCUCUCAUCCGGCCCGCGGAGAUCUUUUUGUCCACGUAAAAAUUGUUUGUUGGUGAUGGCUGAGGAACUUUGCCCAGAGAAAUCAAAGCAGAGGCGUAGCGACCCUUCCCGGCGCCCGGGGACAUACUUCCAAUUUGGCGCCCCCACGAGAGCAAAUUUU